This is a messenger RNA of Passer domesticus (house sparrow), 544 nucleotides long. RefSeq names its product serine/threonine-protein kinase PAK 3-like. Gene Ontology annotation, cellular component: cytoplasm. Gene Ontology annotation, molecular function: ATP binding; protein serine/threonine kinase activity. The record is from RefSeq and is a predicted model, not a curated record. Gene Ontology annotation, biological process: intracellular signal transduction; regulation of MAPK cascade; regulation of axonogenesis. The transcript has 5 exons. Lineage: Eukaryota; Metazoa; Chordata; Aves; Passeriformes; Passeridae. Bases 26 to 544 code for a protein of 172 amino acids.
UCUGGGUGAUGAACUCUGGCUGGUUAUGGAGUACAUGGAUGGAGGUGCCCUGAGCGAUGUCAUCAAUGAGACUCACAUGUCUGAAAGAGAGAUUGCAGCCGUCAGUCGGGAGUGCCUGCGAGGACUGGAUUUUCUUCACUCCAACCACAUGAUCCACCGAGGUCUGAAGAGCUGCAACAUCCUUCUCAGAACCGAUGGCUCUGUCAAACUGGCUGACUUUGGCCUCUUUGCUCAGCUCACUCCUGAGCAGAGUAGACAGAGCUCCGUGGCCAGCACUUCUGGGUGGAUGGCGCCUGAAGUGGUGACAGGUCAGCCAUAUGGCCCCAAAGUGGACAUAUGGUCUUUUGGAAUCGUGGGCAUUGAAAUGGUGGAAGGAGAAGCUCCUUACUGGAAAGAAACUUCUGGCAUGUGUUGGAGCUCUGUCUCUGAAGGACAAAAAUUUUUCAGUGGAAUGGUUGGAUGUGUGCUGCUGCAGCAGGUGUUGAUAGAGGCCGUGUAUUCCUGCGCCCUGUGUGCAAGACGAGGCUGUGCUGUGAAGCCGUGA